AAAUUGCCGUGUCUUGUGAGAGAUGCUCCUAAAACACAAGUGAGCCACAGAGACAGAGAUGCACAGGUGACUGCUGCUUCUUCACUUCAGCUGCUGUCAGAGGGACUGCUAUGGAGGCCUUUGGCCUAAGGAGGACCCAGUCACUGAGGAGUCUCUCUGGGGCUCAGGAGAGAUCAUGGGCCAUGCCAGUUCCCACCCGAUGGGAGAGGAAGUCAGUGUAUCAGUUGGUGCAACAUUACCAAAGCUCCGAUGACCUGAGGAGUGUUGACACAGUGGAGCAGAAACAUCAGGUGUCUGAAAGCUUUGCGGACAGUCGACGUAGAAAGCUGGAGAGCAGGGAGAAUCACAUCAAAUUUGAAAAUGUGGGCCUCCGAGAAUCUGGAAGACGCUCGAACCUGUCCAGGAGUCGCUCUAUGGACUUCCUCCCUCAGAGGGCAUCAACAGGCACCAAAGCUCUGCGUGCCCUGUUUGAGUCCAAGGCCACCCUGCAGCAAGGCUACAACAGCAGCCCUCGGCUGAACGCAGCAGCUGCUACUGGCUGGAAGACAGGGAGAGACUGCCCUCUGCAGGACUGGAGAAGUCACAACACUCCCUUAAAGGACACAACAAAUCAGAGAACCGCCCAGGUGGAACGAGGAAAGGCCACGAAUGGGUUGCCAGAGUCUUACGACAGAGCAUCCAGAUACUCACACGAUGACAAACAUAGUCCAGCACUGACUAAGGGGGGCACCCCAGCAAGACAAUCCAGAGACAGGAUAACUACCUCCUCCUCAGUGAGAGACAGAUCAGCUCUCUAUCUGUCAAGAGCAGCAGCUAUCGACUCCACAGGAGGCUCGACACAGCCAGAAUUCAUUGGUACUCCACGAGCAACAGCUAAAUCUAAUAAGAUGGCUGGAGCAGCCAGGAAAGUCACUGUUUCACAGUCUCAUGAUGAAGACGACCUGCCUCCCCCACCUCCUCCCCCUGUACCACCUAGACCCCUUGACUAUGAGGGGCCUUCAGAAUUAGGUAGCCUCCCUGUCCCUCCACCUAAAGACAUGUUCACCAUGUUCUACCAGCAACGGCAGAAAAGCGAGCUGAAGAGGCUCUUUAAACACAUCCACCCAGACCUACGGGCGAGUCUCGAUGAUGCUGUGGAUGAUGAUAUACUAAAGGCAGUGCAGCCAGAAAGCACUCAGGCAGCAGAUGCAGCUUAUCAGGGGGAAGUGCAGUCCAUGAAGUGGAUCUUUGAGAAUUGGACUCUGGACAACAUUGGGGAUCCUCAUGCAACCAAGAAGCUGCUGUAUGAGGAGGAGUUGAAAGGAGGAGACGUCAGAGGCACCUCCUCUAUGUUUGAGCAUAUUGACAGCACCCAACAGAUGUCUGCUAGAAGACAGACCUCCGUCACAGGAGACGUGAGAACAUCAAUGUGGCUGUUUGAAACCCAGCCCUUAGAUUCCCUGAAUCAAUCAAAAAGAGAAGAGGGCGAGCUGGUGGAAGCAGUGCUGAGAGAACCCAUCCAGCCAGGAGACGUGAGAGGGACUCGGCUGCUUUUUGAGUCCAAAACAUUGAGUGACUUGGGGCGCUGCAACUCUGUAGAAGAUCAUAGCUUCCUCAAGCUGAGAUCUGAGCUGCAGGAGCAGAAAGGAGACAUCCAGAAGACUGUGAAACUCUUCCAGCCAGAACCCUGCUGUGCCAUCAGGGACAACAGUGGCAAUAUGCAUGAGAUUAAAUCCAUCUGCAGGGAGGAGAUCAACGGCAGCAACAUCAGUACUGCUCGCUGGCUUUUUGAAACCCAGCCCUUGGACCUGAUUAAUAAGGGAACUGAAGGGGUGAAAAUUAUUCGGGGUAUAUCACUGGAAGAGGCACAAAGAGGAGGAGUUGACCAAAAGAGGUGGAUGUUUGAAACUCAGCCAAUUGACACAAUACAAGAGGUGGUGGGAGUGGACAAGUUUGAGGGAAUGGUGGCUGAAUACGCAGAAGAGGCAGAUGUUGUCAACAAGAGGAAGCUCUUUGAGAUGCAACCCCUGGCAGCGCUAAAAGGAGACUCUGAAGAAAAGUCCGUGGAAAAGGAAGAAAUUAUUGGAGGAGAUGUCAAGACUUCUCUGUGGCUGUUUGAAACUCAACCAAUGGAGACCCUUAAUGAUAGCUAUGAAGUUGGGCGUCUGAAGAAAGUCACCCUUUCGGCUGAUGAACAAGGAGAAGUAAAAGGCAAAAAACAAAUAUUUGAGGGCUGCAGCGUUCAAAAGAACAUCUCAGUCAAGGAGAAAGAAAUCGAAAAGGGGGACGUGAAAGGAUUCAAACAUCUUUUCGAAACAAUUCCUCUGAGCAAAAUUGCUCAGUCUGAUGAGGAGGUUGUUGAGCAGGAAAAGGCUGUUGCGUCAGGAAAUGUAAAAGGAAACAAAGCAAUGUUUGAGACAACUCCUUUGUAUGCUAUUAAGGACAGCACUGGAAACCUCCAUAAGGUCACGACAGUCAGCCGGGAAGAAUUAAUCAAAGGGAAGGUCCAAAACUAUAAGUGGAUGUUCGAGACCAAGCCUUUAGAUGAGCUUGCAGAGGGUAAAGGAAAUGUUGAGGUAAUCAAAGGCAUCACCAGACAGGAGGAUAAAAUGGGCGAUGUCAAGAUGGCAAAGUGGCUUUUUGAAACCCAGACAAUCGAUGGGAUCCAUUCCAAGUUCAACCAGACAGAACACAGCUCCUCUGUAGAACAGGAGCCCCAUAAAGGCGACGUCAAGACCUGUAAAUGGUUAUUUGAGACACAACCACUGGACAUUUUGUAUGACAAAGCAGAUAAAGCGAAUGAUAAAGAAGCCAUUGACAAUACCAAUGUCAAGUCCAUUACUUGGCUUUUUGAAUCGCAGCCUCUGGACAGCAUCAAGGAUGGCGAAGAGUACAAUUUGAAGCUGUGCAGCACCAUACAGGAUUCUGUCAAGUCGGAGGUUGGUGUUCAGACAGUCAAACACCUUUUUGAAACAGAAACCUUGGACAAGAUAAGAAAGGACGCAAACUCUGAACAUGAUGUGAGAUGUGUCAGCAAGGUCAACUUUCAGUCUGGAGAUGUUUCACGAGUCAGAGAACUUUUUGAAUCCCAGUCCCUUGAUGAAAUAGGAUCGGAGAUGGUGACAACAGCAUCUGAUGAACAGAACCAAGAUGAACACAUCGAAAAAGGUUCGGUACACACAUUUACGUGGAUGUUCGAGAACUGCCCCAUGAACCUGAUCAAUAAGGACAAAAACGAUGCGAACAUUCAGAGAGACGCUGAUGCCAAGGGCAGUGAUGUACAGAACAAAAAGUUUAUAUUUGAAACCUCCUCUCUGGACAAAAUCCAUGACCAACCCCUUGAACGGAAAGCAGACUCCGUGGAACAGCCUGUGAGCAAUGUUGACGUCAAGUCAAGCACAAUGAUGUUUGAGUCUCUGCCACUGUAUGCCAUCAGGGACAAGGAGGGCCAGUUUCAUGAAGUCACAACUGUGAAGAAAGAGGAGGUCUUGAGUGCUGAUGUAAGAGGAGCGAGGUGGAUGUUUGAGACAAAACCCCUCGACGCCAUCAAGGCGGAGAACGAGGUUUAUGUGAUCCGAGCUGUCACUCAAGAAGACGUCAAGAAAGGAGAUGUCAAAUCGGCCAGGUGGAAGUUUGAGACUCAACCUUUGGACUCCCUUACCAGCCGAGAUGAGGCCUCAGUCAAGGUCAUCGAAGACUUGGGAAGUAGCAAUGUACAGCUCAAUAAACAGAUAUUUGAAUCGGAGCAGUCUGGCAACAAGUUUGUGCGAAUGGUAAGCGUCACUGACGUCCAGCAUGGCGAUGUCAGGACCUCCACCUGGCUCUUUGAGAAUCAAACCAUUGACAGUCUGAAAGGGGAACCUCAGGAGCAAUGCCCAUUAAAAACAGUCCACAGAGAAGAUAACCAGAAAGGAGAUGUCAAGCGCUGCACUUGGCUGUUUGAGUCGCAGCCACUGGACAAAAUCAAGGAGUCUGGAGAUGCCUCAGUGCAUGGUCCUGACGAGGAGAUACCGAAAGCUGACGUGAAGUGCACUACCUGGCUCUUUGAGACCACUCCACUGGACAAAAUCACAGCCAACAGUGUGGCUGACACCCUGUCCCAUCUGUACCAGAUGAGUUUUGUUCACUCGAGUGGCAUCAUAAUAGAAGCAAAUGAGAGUAAAAAUGUUAAUAUGGCAAAAUAUCUGCUUGAAGGCAACAAAGGUGUGCAAAUCCAGAAAGAGGAGUCUGUUGGGGGUAACAUCAGGAACAUCAUGUUACAACUGCUACUCAAACCAACCCUAAAGCCCCAAGUAAAUAUCCUCAGAGAAACAGAGAAAGGUAAAGUGAAUACCACAGUAGUAGAGCUUCCCGUCUACCAGUCAGCCACAGCUAUCAACCUCGAAAGGGAUCAGAGAAUACAGAACAUUGUCCAGAUGAUUGAUGACUUGCUUGUUCAAGAUAAGGACUUGAAAAAAGGAAUCGUAAUGCAAGAGACUGCAGGGGGACAAGCUGAGAUGACGGUUUAUUCACUCAUCUGCAGUGAAACCAGAACUGAGAGUCAUGUUAGAGAGAGGGGAGAUGUGAAGUCUACGAUUGGAAAUCUGUUGGCUACUGCCAAUAGCCAGAGGACUGCAACAUCGUGUAGAGUGGACGAAAAUGAGAAGGGAAAUGUGAAUUUGUACAAAAGCUGCAUUGAGAAAGGAGAUCUGCACUAUCUGAAAACUCUUCGCACUGAGGCAGCAGGGGAUGAAGUUGAUCACGGCCUUCAGGCUGAGGAGCCCGUCGAUAUAGUUCAGGGGGAUGUGAAGGGAGCAAAAAGAAGUCUCUGUCAGCAAAAAGAGCAGGUUGAGCGAACCAUUUCAGACGUUUUGCCAGGGGAUGUAAAGAACACCAAAAAAGUGUUUUCGUCCGAGUGCACUUUCAGUGUCGACAGUGCCCCAAAAGAAGAAAUAAUCCCUGGCGACGUCUUUACGGCAAAGCAACAGCUUUCAGUGCAGCCACCAAUCACAGUAGAGAAAGAGGACAUCGUGGCAGGAGACAUCAAGGCAACAAUGCAGUCAUUGGAACGCGCUAAGCAACAGAGCAUGUGUGUGGAGCGGGAGAUCAUUAAACCUGGAACUAUCUAUGACAUGGACUUGUCAGUUCAAGGUCCUGAGGUGGAAGUUAGCCAAAUACAAAAAGAGGUCAUUAUAUCAGGAGACGUGAAAGCGGCUAAAAAGUCUCUUGAAAUGGCAAAGCAGCAAAGCAUGCAUGUGGAGCGUGACGUCAUUGUCCCUGGGAAAAUAUACAACCUGAAUGUCACGGCACAAGAGGAAAGCUCCUCGGCAGCGGCGCAAUCUGCAUGUUCGUCCUCCUCCAGAUGCCAGCAAACCAAGACGAAUCCAAAGGUCAGUGAUGCAGAGAGAGAUCAGGAAAGCCAUGUUUCCUUUGAGGCUUGUCAACAAAGUGCAGUUAUAGUCAGUAAUUGUGCGCCAGAAUCACUGCCACCUUUUGUAAGUUGUGAGUGUAACGGUCAGACAACAGAAGAUGAGACAGAGGAAGUGGUCAGAGGGGAUGUGAAGGCAGCUAUUAGAUCUCUGCAGAGUGCAGCGACAGAGCAGAGGCUCUUAGAUAAAGAGGAUAUUGUAAAAGGGAAUGUCCAGUUGGCUCUGCAGUCUCUUAAGAAGUCUAGUGUAAAUGUAUCUAAAGGAGACUAUAAGGCUGCAAUGAUAUACAGAAAUUCAGGGAGGGCUUGUUCAGGGAGGAGCAAGACUGUUCACAAGCAGUGUGUUGUGGUGUCUAUGCCUCCAUCUGACACAAAAUUGUCUCCUUCAAUUUCAGUAACCUGUGAAGGACAGCCAUCCAUAACAACACAGAAUUCAACACCCAACCCUGUAGUAAAUGGAAACUCUAAAUCCUCCGCGUCUGAGAGUGUAACCCCACCUCCACUCCCUCAAAAGACAAGCGAAAGACCACAGAAGCCAGCUUUGCUGCCAAAGCCGCAAUGGACAAAAUCAGUAGUUGUUGAGGAACAAAGUAUUCUACCAACCCCUGCUCCUGAAGUCUCUUGCCCCAUUCAGGACAACAUAAAAAGCGUGGCGAUUCCACAGACCGUUCAUGAAACAUACCACCAAAACCGUGUUGACGAAUUAGUUCAAGACUCAAAUCAAUCAGCUGAAUGUCGACCAAUGAACUCAAAGGCUUGGGGAAAGAUGACAAAGAAAACAGAGCAAUUUACUGGUAGCAAAUUGGACGGCCAAGUAAUGACGUCAAACAGCAGCGAGGUGGAAAUGGAGAAAAAUGUCAUCCAGAGAAUCAAUGCAGCUGAGGAGAUACAAAUGUGCAUGGAGAAAUACGCAGAGGAGGGUAAACAUGAGAUGAACGUCAGCUUGCGGGCUGCUCUGCAGAACUUUGAAAGAAAGGACAGUGAGGCUCGAAGCAAAAAAGCCCCUUUGUUGUCCAAGAAGGUAAAAAUAAUAAAUGAUAAUGUUAGUGAGCAUAAAGAAACCAACAAGUCCACUGUUCAACAACACAAACCAAAUCCGGCGAAACAACGAAUCACUGAUGACGCACAGCAAAUGUCAAAUAAAAGUCUGGCCCAUGCGUGCCAUGUACAGCAAAAUGAUCGCGAUGAAAAGCAAACCAAACCCGAGGACAAAGUUGUUUUAAGAGAGAAGAAAGUGAAGGAGACAGAAGACGAAAGACGACAGAGGCUUUCUGUGCACAAGGAGGAGAUCAUGACAGGAAAUGUGACGGCGGCAAUGGAAAUCUUCGAAAAUUUGAGGAAACGGGAGGAGCUCAAAGGAAUCCUGUCUCAAGUGCAAGAGAUUGAGGGAGAGACCAGCGCAGAUGUUAGCUCCUUGAAGACAUUGUAUGACAAUGUCCCUGCUUGGAUGGUCACACCAAGUAGAAAUGCAAAGCAACGUAAAGCGGAGGAAAAGAAAGUUGAAGUAGCGGCACAGGACGAUGAUCUAGACAGCGUCUCCUCAGUUGAGACUGCGUUUGAAGAUCUGGAGAAGGCAAGCAAGGAAAUCAUGCAUCUGAAGGAACAAACAUUAGCAAAACUCCUUGACAUUGAAGAGACAAUCAAAAAAGCUUUGUAUUCUGUCUCUAAUCUGAAAUCUGAGGCUGACAUUGCAGGGUUGUCAGGACUGUUUGAUGAGUCUUUAAAAUCUGAGCAAAACUUCCAACCUGCCAACAACAUCAGGAAAAUAAGUAUCGGGUCAAGCAAAGCCAGAUCAGGUCAUACCAGGGAGCCAUCUGACGGAAAUAAGCAGAGAGCUUCGGAUUCAAGUCCUCCUAAACAAGAAGUGCCCAGGCAAGUGCAGGCCAAGCCACUCACCAGACAGUCCUCUUCCCAGUCUUCCCCGUCGUUUAUCUCCAUUCACUCAGCGGCCAGGAGGCCUGCAGAACAACCGAAGUCCCCCAUGUCGACGUUUAAACCCAAACCAGAGGGCUAUUCUCAAAGCUGCCUCGAUGCAAAUAUUGAUCUGGGACAGGAGUCGCCCAACAGCCCUCCACAACGCAAAGUCAGCGUGCUGGAGGUGAAAAGUGUUCCGGAGCAACCCGCAGGAAUAAUCGGCACAAAGACCGUCAGCGAAACAUACGAAGAGACUGAUGGCUUUGGCAAUGUCUUCGUUUCUUCCGUGACUUCGACAUUUGUCACCAAACAGUCCGACAGUAAAUCAUCUGCGCUGUUUGAAGUAGUUGCGAGUCCGCCCAGAUAUGAAGUCAUGACAUCGCCAUUAAUUCGAAGAGCUGGCCGCCCCUUUGAAGAUAAAGCACAGAGAAACGGCAAAGAGGAAGGGACAGUGUUUGUAACAUUUAGCCAACCAAAGGAAAAGCACUGAAGACGACGCAAAGUGCGUUUCCCGCUCUCUUAAUUUGUGUAUUUAUUGCAUUAUGUUUUCAUGAAAAGAUUUUGUUAGUCACAAAAUUGAUCUUAUGAAAUCAUGAAAAUGUUGACUUUUAAUUGAACAAAAACAUGUGUCUUAUAGAUUUUAUACUGUAACCAAAUGAUAAAAAGUGUUCAGUUCUUUUAUUAAAGCGAAGCAUAUAGUUGAUACUUUCUGUUCAGUUGUGUAAAUUGUCAAAUAAAUAAAACAGUUUUAAAAAUGU
Acanthopagrus latus (yellowfin seabream) is the source of this 8058-nucleotide messenger RNA. It is a transcript of the gene xirp1, whose product is annotated as xin actin binding repeat containing 1. Gene Ontology annotation, biological process: actin cytoskeleton organization; actin filament organization. The transcript has 8 exons. Lineage: Eukaryota; Metazoa; Chordata; Actinopteri; Spariformes; Sparidae. The record is from RefSeq and is a predicted model, not a curated record. Gene Ontology annotation, molecular function: actin filament binding. Gene Ontology annotation, cellular component: stress fiber; focal adhesion. The coding region runs from base 111 to 7790 and encodes 2559 amino acids.